Messenger RNA from Diatraea saccharalis (sugarcane borer), 1218 nucleotides. The record is from the annotation of a GenBank genome assembly. Lineage: Eukaryota; Metazoa; Arthropoda; Insecta; Lepidoptera; Crambidae.
AUGCUGGAGAAUCAGCAGGAAGUCCUGGGAUUCAGUGACUACACGCUGGAAUGCAGCGGCCUGGAACAGAUCCUGGCAGACAUCUGCAACCAAGGGGAACAAAACGGUGAUACAGAGACGGAGGAGUGGAGCGAGAGUGAGAGUAAGAGUUCGUGUGUGUGGGAGAAUGUCCCGCUGGUGGACAGUGAAGGUCCCGCGCGGGGCUCCCUGCUGCAGCAGUUCACCGCUCUACUGCGAGCCAAACGGUUACACUACAUGAGGAACAGAUGGCUAUCAUUCCUGAUGGUGUGUGUACCGGCCUUGUUCGUGUGUGUCGCCAUGGGGUUCUCUAAGGUGCGGCCCCCUGCUGAUAACGAAUUACCUCUCAUGCUCACACCGUCAUUGUAUGACACCACAGAUUUCCUUAUACCGAGUCCAUCGUUAUACUCGGACCGCGUGGAUCCAUCUUUCGCCGAACACGUGAUGGAGGUCCUAAUGAGAGAGAAGAACGCGAGGAAUUGGACCGAAAUGGACAAUCCCACCUGCGAGUGUGGGGAGACCCGGCAGGUGUGUCACUUCCACAACACGUCGCUGCCGCAAACAAUGUUGCUGCCAAACGUAACCACACUCAACGAUUGGUUGAUCAAGACGCAGGAGUUAUAUAUAGAGAAAAGAUACGGCGGAUUCAGUACGUCUCUGGUGGGUGACGCGAGCGUCCUGGUGUCGUGGUACAACAACAAGGGUCAUCACGCGCUGCCCGCCUUCAUCAGUCAACUGAACUCCGCCAUCUUGAAGGCCACCACCGGAAACUAUCACGCCAAUAUCACCACAUACUCGCAUCCCAUGAAGAUAUCCAAGGAACCCCUCAGUAAAGACACCGUGUGAGUAUUCAAUACCACCAGAAUUUUCCCCAAUACUCAAUCGUUUAUUGCAAAACUAUUGUGUUUCAUAGUUAGUAUUAUUAGAAUGAGACUCUUGAAGAUACUGAUUUCUUAUAUUUUCACGCACAAUAAAACAAUUUUGAAAGGGUACAACGUGUUUAUAAGAUGUUUGGGACCCUUUACAGGUUCCUUGUUCACUUAAGGGUACACGGAAUCUGUAUAGGGUCCAGAAUGUCUUGAAAUAAACGUGCUGUACCCGUUCAAAAUAGUUUUAUUUAACUAUAGAACCUGUUCGACACAGCAACAGUUUAUAAAAAUUAUGAACUUCAUGUCAAAAAUAAUAUCAGUCUGGCAAUAA